Molecule: messenger RNA, 2880 nt
Organism: Sycon ciliatum
Lineage: Eukaryota; Metazoa; Porifera; Calcarea; Leucosolenida; Sycettidae
Exons: 2
Coding region: 1-2880 (959 amino acids)
Biological process (GO): proteolysis
Molecular function (GO): aspartic-type endopeptidase activity
Source: RefSeq, a predicted model, not a curated record
AUGGCCCACGUGCCUGGUCAGACCAUUUCUUUGGGUCGAGAGUGUAAUCCGGCAGCACCUGACGAGCGUGCUGUCGAACAAUCCAUUCCUAUGGUCGGAUGCGACUCUGGAACGGGGAUGUUGACCACGGGGACAAUCGAUGGGUUGUUAGUGGAGAUGCUGGUAGAUACUGGAGCGGCUGUAAGCUUAGUAUCUGCGGAUCUAGCCAGGAAGCUGGGCUACGAUCCGGAUCGACUCACGGCGGAUGCGCCUGGGUUGAAGUUUUGUGGGGCAGAUGGUAAGCCUCUGGUGGUGAAUGGAAAAGUGGUUGUUCACCUUGGCGUUCAAGGAUGUGUUUGUUCGCCGGAAAUGCGGGUAGUCGAUGGGCUACGAUUUCCAUGUGUGCUGGGACGUGAUGUGCUGUCCAGCAUUCCCUGUAACAUAACCUCUGCGAAUGGCAAGCUAUGUUUCAAGGUCGAAGAAAGGCGAGGGGGUGGUGCAGAUGAGGCUCCGCUCCGCUUGCAGGAGAAGAUUGUUCUCCCACCACACCACGAGAUGACCGUGGCGGCUGUGGUGGACACUCUUGCAUUCGAUGGGAUGCCAGAGUUGGGGCUCACGGAACCAGAUUGUGGGACUGCGAGCGACCCUGGUCUCUUGGUGGCAAAGUGUGUUGUGCGGCCACAAGAGAAUCGUGUUCCCGUGCGAUUGAUGAAUUGCACGGCGGAACAAAUCACUCUGCCCAAGAGAGCCCAGAUUGGCAAGCUGUGUGCAGUUGCAACUGUGGUGGACGGUAGUGAAGAGUUGGACGAGGCGAAUGACUGGUGUAGCUACGGGGCUAACCAGGAUUUGUGGUCUGUACUGCGAGUGGGGAACCCCGAUGGUGGUCCCGGCGCAGGGAAGCGCUCUCCAGGCGGGAAGAGGCUGCUUGAAACCGGUGGUGGUGAUGACGAUGGUCGGUCACACCAUUGUGCGAUGAGGGAUGAUGAGGCAGUACACGAGGCCGACGUUGACCAGCGUGGUCGUGGUACGAUGCCUGAUGGCUGUUGCUCUCAGGAGGGUAACCGGGAGGCAUGCUCCCCACCUGAUACAGGCAACAGCGAGCAGCCUGUGGUUGAGGCCGAGCAGUUGGCUAGGCUCAGAACCUUGGUCGAGCAGUACAGAUGUGUAUUCGCUAUGAACAUGUCCGAGCUGGGUCGGACAGACGUGUUGAAACACGAGAUUAGGACUAGCUGUGAUGGUCCAGUUUAUGAGCCCGCAAGGAGAUUGCCUUGGAGCUCGCGAGAAACAUGUCGGAAGUUGGUUGACGACAUGCUUGAACAGGGUGUGAUCGAAGAAUCGGUCAGUCCAUGGUCUUCACCAGUUGUGUUGGUGCGGAAGAAGGACGGAUCGACGAGGUUCUGUGUUGAUUAUCGGAGAGUCAAUGCAAUAACCGUGAAAGAUCCAUACCCACUCCCGCGUAUUGAUGAUACGUUGGACGCGUUGGGCGGUGCGAUGUACUUCUCGACGCUUGAUCUGUGCUCUGGGUAUCAUCAGAUGCCAAUGGACGAGGCAGACAAGGCCAAGACGGCAUUUUCCACGCCUGAUGGGCACUAUGAGUUCAAUGUGAUGCCAUUUGGUGUGUGCAAUGGCCCGAGCUCAUUUCAACGGCUGAUGAGUGCCGUUUUGCGAGGUUUGCAGUGGCAGAUGUGCCUGGUAUACCUCGAUGAUAUUAUCGUGUUCUCAAAGACGUUUGACGAACACUUGGAACGACUGGAAGCAGUGUUCCAAAGACUACUGGAGGCUGGUCUUCGGUUGAAACCCUCGAAAUGUCAUCUGUUGAGGACAGAAGUCAAUUUCUUGGGUCAUGUUGUCACGAAGGAUGGUGUGCGCACCGAUCCGGACAAGAUUGAGACCGUGUCAGAGUGGCGGUGCCCAAAGAACGUAGCAGAGGUGCGUUCUUUUAUGGGUUUCUGUGGCUACUAUCGACGGUUUGUGAAGGAUUUUGCAUCCAUUUCUCGGCCGCUGGUGAAGCUGACGAGGCAAAACCAGAGGUUUUCAUGGGAUGGCGAGUGUGAGAUCGCAUUCCAAUUGCUGAAACAGAAGAUGUCUUCAGCACCCACGUUGGCGUAUCCGAGGUUUGAGACCGAUGCGCCCCCAUUUGUAGUCGAUGUGGACGCAAGUGGCCAUGGUUUGGGAGCUGUGUUGUCCCAGACCGACGCAGAUGGUCGGGAGCGACCUAUUGCGUAUGCAAGCAGAGGGUUGAACUCUGCCGAGAGGAAUUAUGGCUCGACGAAGAGUGAACUCCUCGGACUAGUGUGGGCAUUUAGGCAUUUCAGAUGCUAUUUGCUUGGUCGAAGGUUUGUCGUGCGCACAGACCAUCAAGCACUAAAAUACCUGAACCGUUUCAAAGAACCAAGUGCGAUCGUGGCGCGGUGGCUUGAGUUUCUGAGUGAUUUCGAUUACGAGGUGCGUUAUCGGAAAGGUAAAGUCCAUGCCAAUGCUGAUGGCUUGUCUCGACAAGUGCAGGAUCAGAGGUGUGGCACCACAGUCCCUGAUGAGGUGAUUGCUGUGGUAUCAGACGAAAGGAGCUCAGUGGCGAAUGCUGAGUCGGUCCAGAGUGACCUUCCUACGCCCUUUGUGCGGCGACGAAACUGGACAUCAGCUGAUUGGGCUGAUGUUCAGCAACGUGAUCAUGAAUUGACACGGCUGAACUUGUUGUAUUGGGAUUCUGAUGAGGAUGCCCAGCAUGAGACGUAUGGCGGCGUGGACGGUGUUGGCGGCCAACCAGUUGUGCAGAUCCCGCUACCAGUCAACCAACCACCGCCACAACCAGCCCAGAUUGCGGUUCAGACUCGAGCUGGGAGGACCGUCCGGCCACCGCAGUACUUUGGAAUGCAAACCCAGUUGAGAAGACGACGGUAA